This is a messenger RNA of Mytilinidion resinicola, 495 nucleotides long. RefSeq lists its product as uncharacterized. The transcript is spliced from 3 exons. Bases 1 to 495 code for a protein of 164 amino acids. The record is from RefSeq and is a predicted model, not a curated record. Lineage: Eukaryota; Fungi; Ascomycota; Dothideomycetes; Mytilinidiales; Mytilinidiaceae.
AUGUCCAGCUACUUCGAACCGCUCGCGAAAGGGGUAAUAGAUUCGCUCACUGUUCUUUGGGAGGGGAGAGGACAGCCGCGAAAAAAUAUGGAAGACUCACCUCUCAGUGGAGGAUGCGGCUUUGCUGGCCGUGGCCGCUCUGCGGGCAUCCCCGAGCCAGCCGGAACGCUCACCACCACCACCGAGAAACACCGCACUGGGGAUACUGCACCACCCACCUAUUCCAUGCCAGACUUACCUCUGAAUUCCACCGUUCGUUCUCCAUUGCGAGCUCACUCCGGAAGACGAGCUCCCCGGGCCCGCCAGCAACGCCUCAAACCCCAGCAAACCCUCGACUACGACGACACUCCCGCCACCUGCCUCGUCCACGUUGAACCUCCCCGCUCCCUCCAAAGUGUCCCAAAGACUCGCACGCUUCAUCGGCAUCUCCUCCGCUAUCGCAUUCCUCAGGGCGUCUCCGAGCCUGGUCCCAGUCGGCGUCUUCCCGCCACCUAG